Messenger RNA from Blepharisma stoltei, 366 nucleotides. The record is from the annotation of a GenBank genome assembly. Lineage: Eukaryota; Ciliophora; Heterotrichea; Heterotrichida; Blepharismidae.
AUGAUCUUGCAUAAUAUUCAAAAAUUGCUGAAAAUUCCUUCAAAGAAAAACGGAAAAACAAAGAAAAAGGCAAAAGAGACUAAUAAAAGGUCUAAAGCAGAAACAAUAUGUCGCCCACAAAAGAGGAACUUCCUAAUUUACAGUUUAGAGUGAUGGAAUUUUAGAGAUAAAUGAGAUCAAUAUAUUGAAUCAAUAAAAAAUGAUCUAAAACUGAAAAAUGAAAAAUCAGUUUAUAUGAAGAAUCAGCGAAUUCUUUAUAAAAUGGAAAAUGAAUUUAAUUCACAAGAAAUUAUAGUCAAAAAGAACAGGAAAUUCAAGCUUUCUAAAUUAAAAUUAACGGGAGUUAUGUUGAAAAUUGGAAUAUAA